This is a messenger RNA of Carassius auratus (goldfish), 2085 nucleotides long. It is a transcript of the gene shq1, whose product is annotated as SHQ1, H/ACA ribonucleoprotein assembly factor. The transcript is spliced from 12 exons. Bases 105 to 1886 code for a protein of 593 amino acids. Lineage: Eukaryota; Metazoa; Chordata; Actinopteri; Cypriniformes; Cyprinidae. Gene Ontology annotation, cellular component: cytoplasm; nucleoplasm. The record is from RefSeq and is a predicted model, not a curated record. Gene Ontology annotation, biological process: box H/ACA snoRNP assembly.
UGGCCAGUCCUGAGAGCAGGAAGUAGUCCAUGUGCUGCAAAUGUGCUACUGAUGUUGUUUAGUGCUUUACAGGAGAGACGUGAAGUACUUCACCAGAUGUAAUCAUGAUAACACCAGCAUUUGAACUGAGUCAAGAUGCUGAUUUCCUUACGAUAGUUAUUCGUGUACCCUACACCAGAACAUCUGAGUUUGACAUCUACAUCCAGGGGGAAGAUUUUAAGUUCUAUGCCAAGCCCUACUUUCUCAGAUUGACUCUUCCUGGGAGAAUAGUAGAAGAUGGCCGGGAAAAAGCUUCAUUUGAUAUCGAUAAAGGCCUCUUCACGCUGCAUGUCCCUAAAGAGACGCCCGGAGAGCACUUUGAAGGUUUGGAGAUGCUCACCAGUCUCUUGGCUCCUAAGGGAUCAAGGUCAGCCAAACCACUGGUGGAGGACACAGAGGCCUGUGGUGGAGUAUGUGAGGAGGAAGAAGAAGAAGAGGAGGAGUUUGAUUGGCAGAUAGAACAGGAGGUUUACACCGAAACCCCAGCAGAGACGCUGAAAGAAUACCACAAGUAUGGCUUUGGAAACCUUAGGUCUGGAGUCUUCGCCAGACUGCAAGAGGAACUGAAUGAGGUGAUUGACUUGAAGGAUCCUGACAACACUGCUCCUGAGCUCAGGAGACACAAUCGACUAGAAGCAGAGACCACAAUAUUCUGCGCCGACCAUUACAUGGUGAACUUGUAUGAGGACGAGGAGGAGAUCAGAAACCUGCUGAAGUUUAAACCGUGGUGGAGAGAGCUGAGCCCGGACCCUUCAGCGCAGUCCGACACCUCAAUAACUUUCACAGAAGAAGAAAAAGAGCAGAUGAGGAAAUUCACAAACCGUUCGUACUUGCUGGAUAAGAAAGCACGCUUCCACGUCUGGCUUGGUUUGGUGGACAUCAUUCUCGCGUAUGUCUAUGAUGUGCGCACUACAGAAGGAGAGCACAAUGUAGAGUCAGCCUGGACCAUCAGGAAGCUCAGUGGUACUCUCAGCUGGCUGGAGACAUAUCACUCGGUUCAAGACGUGCUGGUGUCUUUCGGCAGGAGGACUUUGUGCUACCCACUCUACCGGCACUUCUCUCUGAUCACAAGAGCUGUGAAAGACGUUGCUUGCAUUUUUCAGUCCGGGAAGGCCUGCGUCCUGAAAUGUCUGCUGGCCAUCCAUAAGAUCUUCCGAGAGAAUGAUCCGGCAUAUAUCCUCAAUGACCUCUACAUCACAGACUACUGCAUCUGGAUCCAGAGGGUCAAGUCCAAGCAUGUGCUAGAUCUGGCUGAAUCCCUACAUAAUGCCAAACUGCAGAAGAACCAUCUAGACCUGGAGCUGGAGAUACUCGAACAAGCUGCUGAACUUGCGAUGAAGGAGGAAGCAGAUGAAGAAGAAGAAGAGGAGGAGGAGGAGGACUCAAGCAGUGGUAGUGACUCGGAGGAUGAGGAAGAGAGUGAGGAAGAGCAGCCUGAAAUAACACACCCUGAAGAAAAGAUGGAAAAUAACCAAACGGGACUCAGAACUCUUGAAACUGUAGUUGAGCUCCAGCGUGAAGGUGGAGAGUCGCGAGAGCCCAGACAGUUGAUUGAGGAGUUGGGAGAGAGGCUGGAGGCGGGGCUGACGAUUCGGGAGGAUGUGCCUCGGGAGAGACCCUCUAUUAGCAGCAGUAACACGGAGGGAGAGGGAGAGAGAAAGAGCGAGGGAGACUAUAACCAUCAGCGUACAGCUGAGACUGUAAGAGACGACACGAAAGCAGCAGCCAGUAGAGAGCUACUUGAUGUGUGCCUUCAGAGGAAUCCACUGCGUAUCAUAAGCAAUGAUGAACUGGACAGUGACGAUGAUGGAAACCUACUUCUAACAGUGGGAAAAGAAGGACCUUAGUGGGAACGUUGUUGCUUGGGUAUCGCGAUUCCUUCACACUAAGACUAAUGGAUGUAUCCUUGAAUCUGUCAAAAUUAAUUUGUGCUUUUUCAUGGAUUUAUGUUGUGAGAAAUUACAGUUUUAUAUGUGCCGUUGUCAUAAAUGCUUGUUUCACAGUGCCACUGCUGUUGAAAAUAAAUGCCUUUUUUGUUUCUUUGUA